Messenger RNA from Plenodomus lingam JN3, 2472 nucleotides. NCBI's taxonomy places the organism in Eukaryota, Fungi, Ascomycota, Dothideomycetes, Pleosporales, Leptosphaeriaceae. The record is from RefSeq and is a predicted model, not a curated record.
AUGGUUCGACAGACUGGCGCAAUAUGGUGCAACGCACACCACAGUGGCCUGAGAGGGCCUUUGCUUGCGCUUAUGGGACGUCUAUCCAAUUCGCACCACAGUAAGACCGUAGAAAAUCGGGCAUUUGAAGGCGGUUUUCAAUCGGCAGACACAGCAGACCCACAGCGCCGAGCCUCAGGCUUACCUGCUUUCUGUACAUUCAGAGCACCCUCACCACCACUUCCCUGGCCACCCUUUCCACCCAGCAAUUCCAUACCGUCCACACACUCUUGUUGCUAUCGACAUCCUCUACCACCCACCAUUUCGUCGAUUCACCUGCACCGAUUUACUGCGACUAGACGACUGUCACUCGUUGCGCCACUGAGACUGUCGCACGCGAGAUCCCGAGGACCAGUCGUCGCCGUCCUCUUUGUCGCGCCCUCACCCCGAAGCCAACCUGUCCGCCACCAGCCUUCACUCCCGCCCACCCCCAUUUACAGCCAUCGCCGCUGCCUCGCUUCGACAGCGCAAGCCAUGGCACAUGAAAUCCCUACCACGGCGACAUCACACCCCAACGACCCGAUUCCCUCGGACCCAACCCAUGAGAUCCCCCAACUCACACUGCGGCCAUCGGAGUCGCAGCCCCAGCCCCAGCCCCAGCCCGAGCCGACAUCGCCCAAAUCGGCGGGAGAAUCCAUUCUAUGGAGUGCAAACAGCAGCGAUGACAGCGAGGCGCCCAUGACGCCGACCACGGAGCCUGACCAGGCCGUCGAUGAGGUCGUCGAUAAGCUUCAGGAUCUGCCCACCGCUGCCGUCAAUUUUUCUGGCCAGUCACGGCCCAGGCGUGCCUCCACCACACUCAUCUCAGACAGUCCCACCGACAUCAGACGCAUCUUGGGCGAUGGCGAGACGGCCACCAAGCUCAUCAGUCAGUGCUGCGGUGGUGGCUGCUGUCUACUCAAGACAUUGGCGCCAGACACGUCGUCGCCCAAUUUUGUGCCUGUUGUCGUCCCCGAUACUCAGGCCUACAGAAGCCUCAAUCUGAAGCUGGGCCCGCUGGCUCUUGACAGCGAGCUCACCGACACGACACCGCUGCCAAAUGUGCACCUGUCCUUCGAGCCUCUCCCGUCCAAGGAGAUCAAGUACGUCUCCGAGGUACACAAGACGCCGCCCAAGUUUGUCCAGCCACACCCACCGUACGAGGUCUACUCGGCGCCCUUGUACCACGCCCGCGAGCUCACCAAGCCGGGGGCGGAAAAGAGGACGUAUCACUUCGACAUCGAUGUGACCGACUACCCGGAUGAGGGCGGUGUCGAUUUCAAGGUUGGCGGUGCCAUUGGCAUCUGCCCACCCAACUCUCAGGAGAUGGUCGACGAGCUCUUCGAUGUUCUUUGCGUGCCCAAGUUCGUCCGCGAUAAACCAGUCGUCCUCAGGACACAGACUGGACGGUGGCCGACUAUUUGGGGCGAGGAUCAAGCACGCGAGCUCAUCACGACACGUCGUGAAUUGUUGACAUGGUGUACAGACAUUCAAUCCAACCCACCCACCAAGAACCUCCUACGUGUCAUGGCCGAGUACGCCGACGCACCGAACGAGAAGAAGAUUCUCACCUACCUCUGCUCCGCACAGGGCCAAGCGGCCUUCUGUGACCUCCGCACAACCUCCCACAUCACCGUCUCCCAAAUGCUCAGCGCAUUUCCUUCCUCCAAGCCACCACUACCUGCUCUCCUCGCCGUCCUCACCCAACUCAUGCCACGCUUCUACUCACUCUCCAACGACCCACACAUCUCUUCCGCGCGUCCCGGCCUUCCCGGAAACCGCCGCCUUAUUGAAGUAGCCGUUACAGUUCAUGAGUCACCCGACUGGCACGCCGAAGGCGCUACUCGCACCGGCGCUGGCAGUGGCUUCAUGGAGCGCCAGGCGCACACGUUCAUCAGCGCGGAGAAUGAAGGCAUCGAUCCCCGCUCCAUUCUCGACCUGCGCAUCCCCAUGUUCCGUGGUCUCAUGGCCAAUCCAUUGUCCAAGCAAUUCGGCGGCGAAGGGCCCAUGGUGCUCAUCGGUGCUGGUGUCGGCAUGGCCCCCUUCCGUGGCUUCAUCCUCAACCGGUUGAAGAAUGCAAACUGCGCGAACAAAAUCUGGCUCAUCCAAGGUGUCCGCGAUUCCAUGCUCGACGAGCUAUACAGCGGUGAAUUGGGAGACCAUGAGCGCGAGAUUAAGAAGGUGGUGCAGAGUCGCAAGGUCAAGGCUGGAGGCAACAAUGAAGUCAAAUACGUGCAGGACGAAGUCCGCGUACAAGCAGACAUUGUCUGGUUCGUCAUCAAUGCGCUGGAUGGCCGCAUCUUUGUUUGUGGUUCUAGUAAGGGCAUGGGCGAGGGUGUGGAGGAGAGCCUCAUCGAUGUUGCCAUGACCAAGGGGCGUCUGAGCGAGAGUCAGGCCAAGGAAUUCUGGGCCAAGAAGAAGGAAGACGGGCAGUAUAUUGCUGAAACGUGGUAG